GAUCUGGCAUCUUUGAGGAAUUGUGUUGAAAUAUAUAUAAUAUUUACCAAACAAACUAUAAAAAAUUAAAAACAAGAAUGGUGUACAUACACUUUCCAAAUAACCUGACUGAGGAGGAACAGAUGCUGCAAGCGAAAUAUCAAAAAUUGAAGAAAAAGAAAAAGGCUCUGCAAGCCCACAAAGCGCCCAAACAGGAGCCGGAGAGCGUACUUACGUUGAAGCGUCCCACGGAUGCGCGUGAUGCGCGGGAAGUGGCACGCAAGCUGAUUAAAAGUGGUGCCAUUCCAGCGAUACAAAAACAACAAACCAAACAGGAUCAGACAUCAUUCAAACGGCCCAAGGGGCAGGAGCGAGCCAAACGCUCCACAUCCGAGACUACCGUGGCUGCCUACCAACCAUUCUCGUCCACCCAAAACGAUGUCGCUCAGGAGACAAUAAUCAGCGAAAUCAUAAAAGAGGAGCCACGACGUCAGAAUUUGUAUCAGCAUUUUGCCACGGAACGCGAUCGCGAGGAACGGGGCCUAACGGAAAAGGUGACACUAGAUGCCACACAGCCGGAAAAGCCACGUGCGGGAAAUACGAUCUUCGUAUCGGGCAAUAAGGUUACGGAGGAGUUCCUCAAGAAAACAUUCAACGAUUACGGCACCAUAGUCAACGUUUCCAUGGAAAUCGAAAAGAGUCGAGGAUUUGUUUCGUUUGCCAAGCCGGAAUCAGCAGAUCGUGCUAUUGCUGAAAUGCAUGGCAAGAGCAUCAAUAGUAUAGUUCUGCAAGUACAGCUGGCGCGUCGCCAGCCACAAAUUGAGCCCAUUAACGAUGCCUCAUCCUCAGCAGUUUGGUCCUCAAUUGCGGCCAGCAAAUCGCAGAAGGGCAGCCACAAAGACCAGCGACAAAUGGUCCAAUAUAAUGAUGAUUUCCUAAUGUAAUUCAGUAAUCUAAUUUUAUUUCCUCAUCAUUUCAUCCUUCCCCGAUCUUAUCAAACAAAAAGUCAUCAUAUUUAAAUAGUUUUU
Messenger RNA from Drosophila grimshawi, 1007 nucleotides. RefSeq names its product negative elongation factor E (gene Nelf-E). Gene Ontology annotation, molecular function: RNA binding. Gene Ontology annotation, cellular component: NELF complex. Lineage: Eukaryota; Metazoa; Arthropoda; Insecta; Diptera; Drosophilidae. The transcript has 4 exons. The record is from RefSeq and is a predicted model, not a curated record. The coding region runs from base 78 to 923 and encodes 281 amino acids. Gene Ontology annotation, biological process: negative regulation of transcription elongation by RNA polymerase II.